Dioscorea cayenensis subsp. rotundata (Guinea yam) is the source of this 1278-nucleotide messenger RNA. Its product is annotated as bZIP transcription factor 53-like. Gene Ontology annotation, molecular function: DNA-binding transcription factor activity; transcription cis-regulatory region binding. Gene Ontology annotation, biological process: positive regulation of DNA-templated transcription. The record is from RefSeq and is a predicted model, not a curated record. NCBI's taxonomy places the organism in Eukaryota, Viridiplantae, Streptophyta, Magnoliopsida, Dioscoreales, Dioscoreaceae. The coding region runs from base 529 to 966 and encodes 145 amino acids. Gene Ontology annotation, cellular component: nucleus. The transcript has a single exon.
CUUCCUUUCUUUCUCUUCUUCGGCGCUUCUCUUUCUCAGCUAAGUAUUUCCUUUUUUUUCAUUGAAUUUUCUUUAGAUUUUUGUUUUUUUUUGUUUAGUUUGUUUAGUUUUCUUGUUAAUUUAGAGUUUUUUUUUUAUUUUUUAAGUAUUAGGUUGUCUGAUUAGGGGGGAGGAAUCCAAUCCCAAGAUCUCGUCUUUUUUGGAUUAGGUUUUUGGGUCGAUUUCUCCGUUGGUUUAUAGAGAAAUCAAGCGUUGUUUUGUUGUGAUUUAGGUCUUUUGUUUGUGGAAAAAUUGUUCCUUUUUCCCUUUGAUUUCAAUGUCUGUUCUCUAGCCUUUAUGAAGGUCGCCGUUCUCCUGCGGAGCUUUUGUUUUCUUCAUUCUUUCUCUGUUGCGUUUCUCUACUGGUUCUACGUUUUCUCAUGAACUAAUUAACAUCAGUUCUUGAUCCAUUUGAUCUAAGAAAAGCAUAAAAAUCCAAUUUUUUGAGAGUUCACUACUUCAAAGAUUAACAAGAAAGAGCAAAAGACAAUGUCUUCCACUCCCCCUCGCCAAUCUUCAGGGUCAGAAGCGGACCAGAAGACAGGGAUUGAUGAGAGAAAGAGGAAGAGGAUGCUCUCAAACAGAGAGUCUGCAAGGAGGUCAAGAAUGAAGAAGCAGCAGCACUUGGAUGAUCUGAUAAGCCAAGCGGCUCAGCUCAAGAACGAGAACAGCCAGAUUCUAAUGCAAAUCAAUCUUCUCACCCAGCAAUUCUCUAAGGUGGAUAUGGAUAACACUGUGCUGAGAACCCAAGUGAUGGAAUUGACUGAUAGACUUCAGUCUCUCAACUCAGUGCUUAGGUUUGUUGAGGAGUUCAGUGGCAUGGCAAUGGAUAUACCGGAGAUUCCUGAUCCUUUGCUGAAGCCUUGGCAGCUUCCUUGCCCUGCCAUGCCUAUCACUGCUGCCUCAGCAAGCAUGUUCCAGUGCUGAAUUAUCGUUCCUUGAGAGUUUUCGUAUGGUGGAUGUAUGUAUGUAUGUAUGGAUUAUCUGUGCUGUUCUUGUUAUUGAUGUUCUGGGUCUUGUGUUUUUUCUAGUGCUUCUUUGUUGCAUUGUGUUCUCUAUUGUUCUCUGUUGUCUGGUUCUAGUUCAGGGUAUGUAAUUAAGGUCUAUGUUGAAUGUGAACAUUUGCUUUUCAUAAUCUUAUGCUUGCAAUGUUCAUAGGUUUGAUUGGUUGUUUGAGGGAAUGGAAAUCUUUUCUUGUCAUUUUGAUGCAAUAACAUCAAGUUGUGAUGUUCUUGAGAA